This is a messenger RNA of Seminavis robusta, 1113 nucleotides long. The record is from the annotation of a GenBank genome assembly. NCBI's taxonomy places the organism in Eukaryota, Bacillariophyta, Bacillariophyceae, Naviculales, Naviculaceae.
AUGUCAAACUCAUUAAAGUACAUUGUGGCUCUUGUCCUCUUGGCUCUGGCAGGUUUAGCCCACUAUUGCAGGGAAGUCUAUUGGUCGGUGGAUGUGGCUGUGGCAACCCAAGAAUCCAAGGUGGCACAGAUAAGGUCAAUUCCACUGCCCAACAUUAUCCAAACCAAAGAUUGGCCACCACCUCAUACAGACAUAUUCAUGCCACUCAGCAACAAUAGAACCAGCAAUAUCUAUGCAGGCUUUAACCUUGCGGUAAUCACCAUCUGUUGCCUUGCAGACGAAAAGCACCCUGACCCCUACACAAGUACCCAAGCCAUCAACAAGGAGUACUUUCUUCGACAUGGUAUCCCCUUCAUCAUUUUCCGUGCCUGCGAGUUUUUGGGAGAUUGGGAACGAAUUCUUCGAGCAGGGCAAGUCCUGAAGCAUUCAAGUUCAUUGGAUUUUGUGGCAUGGAUGGAUUGUGAUGCGGGUGUGGUGGCAGGCCCUGAGGAUGAUGCUAUUGUGAAUCCCUUUGUCAGGUUCCUUCGUCACUUUGAUCUUUUCAAUCCUCUUCCCAGUCGGCGUGAUGCAGUGGGAAUGGUGCUGUCUCGUCAUGUGGAUUUCAGUGGAGCCCGGCCCUACAAAACUUGGUAUGGAUUCAGGCCGCAUCUGUGUGAGAAUUCAAAGUACUGGCCAGAGUCUGAAGCAGCGGCGGGGGAUUGUCUGGUCAAUAGUGGAGUCUUGGUUGUACGCAACAAUGAUGCUGGCUUCAAAUCCAUCAACCACUUUGAUGAAGUGAUGCACUGGGGAAACAUCAGCUGGUUGCAGCCAUCGUUCAACUACAUCUUGCAAGAACAGAUUGACAGAGGUACCAAAAAUUACCCUGUCAAAGUUGUCAAUGGUGCUUGGUUCAAUCGAAAGAUUAAACCACUCGGUUUAGACUUUCCUGAAGGAGAGAAAAAUUUGACUGAGGCUGAAUUCUUUCGCCGCCGCUAUUGGACGAAAGAAAUUCCUACCUUUCUCUUGCAUCCUUGGGGUGUUAGUCCUAAGAUUCAGUUUUGGGAUUGUGCAGUGGCAAUCACCCCAAAGUCUGCCGGCCGGAUAAUAGACCAGUGUGGUCAUUGGUUGUACUAG